Molecule: messenger RNA, 900 nt
Organism: Hermetia illucens (black soldier fly)
Lineage: Eukaryota; Metazoa; Arthropoda; Insecta; Diptera; Stratiomyidae
Exons: 2
Coding region: 126-842 (238 amino acids)
Source: RefSeq, a predicted model, not a curated record
UGAUAAGUCAAAAACUACCCGCAACUGGAACUGAUAAAUUCCCCGUCAGUGAUCUUUAAGGAUGUCAAAUUUUCAUUGAAUAUAUGCAGCUGAAAUAUUAAAUUUACUCAUAGUUCUUGUUGCUAAUGCAAUAUUUUUUGGUUCACACUUUAUUUUCAGCAGCAUAUAUUCUCAUAUUGCUUUUUUGCAUGUCAACUUUUAUAUUUUUUUCAAUUUUGUGGAGUUACUGGCACGAUUUGAUGGGCGCUCCGGAGCAAGGAUGCAUAUUGUAUGCAAGUGAGGUGAAAAAUUACCGCAACGCAUUCUUUUCGAAAGGAGGCAAAAAAAUCUUGUGUUAUUCAUCGAUUUAUGGGAUGCUUCCCUUCCUUGCGGUAGCAUUGUGGGCGGCACUUAUUCAUCUCUUCUAUGUAUGCCAGAAAAAAAGAUUCGAAGAAUCACAACUCAGCUUUCAUCAGACAAGGUGCACGGCUAAGCCCAGAAUCGAAGCAAUAUGUUGCCUGAUUUGUGGACUUCUAAAUUUUGCAUAUGCACUUUUCAUUAUUGUCGGCUUCUUCCAGACUUGUGAGAUUGGAAGAGGUUCCCUCAGGCGGGGCUGCCAUAUAUUCCCCAAUAUUAAUAUUGAUGCAACUAAUCCUACAACAGCGUCUUGUUUUAGAGUGUUCACACAUCUAGAUGCAUGUUCUUCAAAACAUGUACGUCGGGAUCAUAUUAACACCGCAGCUCUUCUGAUAGCUGCUAUUUGCUUCCAGUUCCUGUCCUCAACUGUAUGGAUCGCUUCGUUUGUUGGAAAUUUGUGUAUUUGCACUUAUUACAAAGUAGAGAGUCUGGGAUUGGACGUUUAAAUUAUAUAUUUUCAGAAUAUUUUUUAUGCACAUUAAAAUUAAUAAAGAGGGAGUACUA